GUUUUGUUAUUGCUGGUUGUUAUUUGUAUAUGAUUAAAAUUUAAUAAUUACAAUAAAAUGCCGUUGCCGCCUGCUUUAGCAGCCCGUCUUGCCAAAAGAGGCAUUUUAAAAACUCCAAUUGCUGAUGCAGUCAAUAAUUCAGGUACAGUUCAAGCCAACGAAGAAAUUAUAGCUGAAGACUAUGAUAGUAAACCUGAGGACCACAAUGCUAAAGAGCAUUACUGGGAGGGUAUAGAAGGUGUGAAUGUAGAUCCUAUUAAAGGUCACCGCGGUUGUCCAAACAAAAGCAACAUUUAUCACGAAUGUUCUAAAUUUUGUGUGAAAACUUGGAAACAAGGUAAAUUGGUACCAAAUGAAAAAUAUUUGGAGAAUAAAAAGAAAGCGUUAGAACUGUGGCCUCUUCCUCCUGGAUGGGAAGAAGUGUACGAUGAGGGUAGUGGCCAACAUUACUUUUGGAAUGUUCAUAACAACCUUGUAAGUUGGUUACCCCCUGCUCAUCCAAAGGCAGUUCCUACUGAGAGUGCUGCUCAUCUACGAGAAGAAAGGGUCUUGAAGGAAGGUGACGAGAGUGAUGACAGUAGUGAGGCAUCCGAUCAAGAGGUGCCACAACAACAGGUCAAGGAAAAGCGACAUGAAAGACGAGAAAAGAGUAGAGAUAUGGUUCAUCAUAGGGACAAGAAGAGGCAACGGGUUAGAGAUAAUGAUUUAGAUCCAAUGGAUCCUGCUUCUUAUUCUGAUAUACCUAGAGGAAAUUGGACCUCUGGUUUGGACUCUCAUGCAAAAACAGGAGUGGAUACUACAGCAUCAGGGUCAUUAUAUCAAAUGAGACCAUAUCCUGCACCUGGGGCUAUAUUGGCAGCAAAUGCUAAAAAGCAUUCACCACCAUCAUCUCCCUAGUCCGUAAGUUGUCUUCUGGCAAAUGUAUUGAAUAUUCUCAAUAAACAAUAUUGAUUUCUUUACCU
This is a messenger RNA of Papilio machaon (common yellow swallowtail), 962 nucleotides long. It is a transcript of the gene PQBP1, whose product is annotated as polyglutamine-binding protein 1. Gene Ontology annotation, cellular component: nuclear body; cytoplasm. The coding region runs from base 58 to 897 and encodes 279 amino acids. Gene Ontology annotation, molecular function: ribonucleoprotein complex binding; protein binding. Lineage: Eukaryota; Metazoa; Arthropoda; Insecta; Lepidoptera; Papilionidae. The record is from RefSeq and is a predicted model, not a curated record. Gene Ontology annotation, biological process: alternative mRNA splicing, via spliceosome. The transcript has a single exon.